GUCGGGUCUAUUUAUUGCUAAAUUGCAAGUACGAAUUCUAAGAAAAUAAAUAUUUUUUUUGUGGAUUGCAUUUGUGAUUUAUUUUGCUUACCUAUUGUUAAUCGAGAAAAAUGGUGUCUCGAAGUUUAACUGAGGUGUUUGUGUUGAUGCGUAACAAUGCAAUCCAUAGCCGGCAUAUAUUCUCUGAACAGAAUGACUCUGAACGAGUGAGGUUGAUGAGAGCAUCACACAAUGCUGAGGCCGCAAUGGAGAUGAGGUCUGAGUCAAACGCACCACCACCCUGGACAGAUGCAUUGGAAGAGGCACAUUACAUUAUAACAAGGUUACGAACAAAGCUGUCAGAGCUGCAGUCGCGACACGAGCGGCAGAUCCGGCGGCCGGCGCUGGACGACACGACGGAGCAGCAGCACAUUGCGCGCCUCACCGCCGAAAUCGGCCGCCACUUCACGCACGCCCAUACCCACCUCACCGCCAUCAAGGCGCAAGUACGACACGGUAACAAAACGGAGCAGAAGUUAGCUGCAAACGUAGUUCUAGCACUCGUAACGACUCUACAGGAUCUGAGCAUAACCUUCAGAACGGCACAGUCCAACUAUCUUAAAUCAUUGACGACCAGAGAAGAGAGAUCCAAUGCGUACUUCGAUCUACCAAACUUUGAAGAACUAAGUUUGAAUGACAAUGCAGAGUUGCUGCCUGGACUUUCAAAUAACCAGACGGAUCUGUUAUUUUCUUUACCGAGCACGUCGGGAACACAAAAGCAAGGUUAUAUAGAGGACGACCAGGUCGAUGAUAUGUUCCAGAAGCCAGCGUUAAGUCAGAAGCAAAUGUUGUUAAUGCAGGAAGAGAAUACGCGGAUGGUAGCCGAGAGGGAGGAAGAGGUGAAUAAGAUUGUUCGUUCUAUUAUGGACCUGAACGACAUCUUCAAAGACCUCGGACAGAUGGUGCACGAACAGGGGACGGUUCUGGACCGAAUAGACUAUAAUAUUGAACAGACUCAAGUACAGGUACACGAAGGCUUCAAGCAGUUACAAAAAGCUGAGAGAUACCAAAGGAAAAAUAGGAAAAUGCAUUGUAUACUGAUAUUGGCCGCCACAAUAAUUGUAUUAGUUAUAUUAUUGAUAAUAGUGAAGAGUUAGUUCCCAAUAUAGGUUAGUUAAAUGCCUUAUAUAUCGUAGUUAAAUAAAUUGACAAGUUACACAGCUCAGUACUACCGCCCUUGGUAGGGAGUGACGUAGCAUACUAGCUGUUUGUAAUUGAGGCCUCUCGGUCUGAAGAGGGCGUUGUUGUAGAUAUUAAUUAGUGGGAUGAAAAUUAAAUUGUAUCUGUACUGUGCCUGCGAUACUGGUAUAUGCUGGCGGGGUAUCAAUGAGGGAUUGUAGGUGAAGGUGAAGUCAAGUCAGUUUCCAGGAGGGAUUGCGUGGAUGGUGACCUGAUGAGCUGAAAGACCUAUUGCUAGCAAUAGACCCUAUUGCUAGAAAUAAACCCUAUUGCUAGCAUUACACCAUAUUGCUAGCAGUACACCCUAUUGCUAGCAAUACACACUAUUGCUGGCAAUACACACUAUUGCUAGCAAUACACACUUGCUAGCAAUACACCCUAUUGCUAGCAAUACACCCUAUUGCUAGCAAUACACCCUAUUGCUAGCAAUACACCCUAUUGCUAGCAAUACACACUAUUGCUAGCAAUACACCCUAUUGCUAACAAUAGGUCUUUCAGCCAUUAUUAGUGACAAUUCCCCUCCUUCCUCCUUAUUUAUAUUUUUUAAGUAUUUUUUUAAUGGACGAUAAUAGAACUAUAACCUUGCCUGCGCUAACGGGGCACCAGUGAGGGAUGUUAGAUUACAAUGAAAAAGGUAGGCCAGUUAGCCCAUCGUGAUGAAUACACUGCGAAUUCGGUACGAUAGUGUCCAGGGGACCGCGGGGAGGUCGACCUGGUUGGCUAUAUUGCUAGCAAUAGGUCCCUUAGUCCCCAUUACUAACAAUCCCUUCCCCUUAAUUGAGGCAUUGGAGAAUUUAAAUAGAAUUUAAUAUAACAAUAUUAGGUAUUGCUAGUGCUUUGUUUGCAUUCGUUGUAACACUAGUUUUUACCCGCGAAUUCGACUAGAAAUUUAUAACAACAAAGCGACGCAUAUAUUGCCGUUGAUGGCAAGAGACAAGACUGACAACUCGACGUGAGUCACACAAUAUUUUAUUUAGCUUCUUUUUUUUUUAUUUUAAAAUCUUUAUUGAAUAAUAAAUAACAUUUAAUUAGAUCUACUAUCCACCGAAACAGACCGAGCCUUUAUCUAAGUCAGUGUUUUUC
Messenger RNA from Galleria mellonella (greater wax moth), 2301 nucleotides. It is a transcript of the gene Syx16, whose product is annotated as syntaxin-16. Gene Ontology annotation, cellular component: SNARE complex; membrane; endomembrane system. The coding region runs from base 111 to 1136 and encodes 341 amino acids. Gene Ontology annotation, biological process: intracellular protein transport; vesicle-mediated transport; vesicle fusion. The transcript has 5 exons. The record is from RefSeq and is a predicted model, not a curated record. Lineage: Eukaryota; Metazoa; Arthropoda; Insecta; Lepidoptera; Pyralidae. Gene Ontology annotation, molecular function: SNAP receptor activity; SNARE binding.